Molecule: messenger RNA, 943 nt
Organism: Belonocnema kinseyi
Lineage: Eukaryota; Metazoa; Arthropoda; Insecta; Hymenoptera; Cynipidae
Product: mitochondrial import inner membrane translocase subunit Tim17-B-like
Exons: 2
Coding region: 289-780 (163 amino acids)
Biological process (GO): protein import into mitochondrial matrix
Cellular component (GO): mitochondrial inner membrane; TIM23 mitochondrial import inner membrane translocase complex
Molecular function (GO): transmembrane protein transporter activity
Source: RefSeq, a predicted model, not a curated record
ACGUUUUCUCGCUUCAACGUGAUAACCUUUUCGAUCGAGUAAAUGUUUUUAAUUCGAUUUAGUCCCGAUUUUGUGUCAAAUAAUAAAUAAAUAAAAUUGUCGUAAAUGAAUAAAAUUUAAGAAAAAUUUCCUCUUUAUUAUAUUCCGACUUUCUGAACGGAUGUGUCAGUAUUCUGUGUGUGAUUUCAUCAUUCUAACCUCACUUUCCGUAACCGCAUGAUAUUUCGUGUUCUGAGGACGACUGUAGCUUAACAUACCUAAAAAUUUCGAGUCCCUGACUAUAAAAAAAUGGAGGAAUACACCAGAGAGCCCUGUCCGUGGCGAAUAGUGGACGAUUGUGGCGGUGCCUUCACAAUGGGAGCCAUUGGUGGCGCCUUGUUCCACUCCUUCAAAGGCUUUCGAAAUGCACCUAGUGGGAUGAACAAGCGUUUCAUAGGCAGCAUAAUGGCAGUUCAGCAACGAGCGCCCGUAUUGGCCGGGAAUUUUGCCGUUUGGGGUGGCACCUUCUCCACAAUUGACUGCACCCUGGUCCACUUUAGGCGGAAAGAAGAUCCCUGGAAUUCGAUAAUCAGUGGCUCGGCCACCGGGGCUAUUUUGGCAGCGAGAAAUGGCGUGGCAGCGAUGACUGGCAGUGCAAUCAUCGGCGGGGUUUUGCUCGCGCUCAUCGAAGGUAUAGGCAUUUUUUACACACGCAUGAUGGCUGAUCAGUUCAAGCCAACCUCGAUUGUUGAUGAUCCGGCGCAACAGUUUGCAGAUCCCAAGCAAGGAUAUCCUUCAUAAUUUUUGCAGAUUGUAUAAUAGUUUUAUCGCUGAUUAGGUUCUAAUUUUCAACUACACUCGCUCGAUUUCUGCAAAGUGUAAUAAAUCUUGGCUACGAAGAAUUUCGAUCGAUUAUGUGUGACUAAGUUAAGGAAUGAGAAUAUAAUGUUUAUGUUGAUUUCUA